Molecule: messenger RNA, 2757 nt
Organism: Monomorium pharaonis (pharaoh ant)
Lineage: Eukaryota; Metazoa; Arthropoda; Insecta; Hymenoptera; Formicidae
Product: general transcription factor II-I repeat domain-containing protein 2-like
Exons: 1
Coding region: 545-2350 (601 amino acids)
Source: RefSeq, a predicted model, not a curated record
AUAAUAAAUUUAAUUAUAUCACAUAAAAUUUUAUAUAAAAAAAUGUGUUUGUAUUGUGUAGAAUAGAUUAUAUUAACUUGCGAUUGUAUUGACUUGCAUUUUCAAAGUUUAUCAAUUCAUCUCUGGAGUUCAUUUUUCAGUAAUAUUAAUUAUAAGAGAUUAUUCGAUUAAUAACCUGUCUCUACUUAUUGUUAGUUAAUAUCAAGCUUUGACGCUUAAAGUUGGAAAGUUUGAACUUUUUGGUUGACGCUGGUCUCGCGUGUAGUUGCAUGAUCGCUUGGGACGCUGCGCGCUGGGGCGAGGCGUCAAAUGAAAAGCGGCGGCCAAAGCCGAACGGAGAUAAAAACACAAGACGAUCAGAAACAUGAUAGAACGCGGAGCGAUCUAAUCCGACACACGACACAUGUUUGUACAAGUCGUCACAAAGUGCAGUGUUUGCUCAAUCGUUUGCGAAUGAUAUUCUGAACUCUAAAGUGGAUUUUGAUUUUUAUUCAUAUUAAACUAAAAAGUUAUUUAACAAAAAUAUAAUCAAACUUCAAGAACAAUGAGUAAGAAAAGAUCAAUUGAAGAGGAACAUCAUAAUUUUCAAGAAAAAUGGGAACUGCAAUAUUUUUGUGUCCAAAAUAAGAAUAAAAUAUUAUGCCUGAUAUGUAAAAACUCUAUUUCAGUUGCUGAGGAAUAUAAUCUUAAAAGGCACUAUGACACAAAUCAUAAAACAAACUAUGACCAAUACGUUACAAAACUUCGUGAAGACAAAUUGUCGGAAUUAAAAUCAAUUCUUCAAAAACAACAAAGUGUAUUCACUAAAUCUGUUGAAGACAAUACAGCUGCUUUAAAAGUUAGUUAUAUAUUAUCACAUUUAAUUGUAAGCCGAUCGAAACCAUUUACUGAAGGAGAAUUUAUUAGUGAAUGCUUAAUUAAAGCGGCGGAAGUAUUAUGUCCAGCACAAAUAAAAAAAUUUAAAAGUGUAAGUUUAAGUCGAAAUACUGUAGCUAGCAGAGCUGAUGAAAUAGCAGAGAAUUUGAGAAAUCAGCAUAAUUCAACAAUAUCAACAUUUCAAACCUACUCUAUUGCAAUUGAUGAAAAUACAGAUAUUCGAAAUGUCGCUCAGCUGGCCGUUUUUAUUCGCGGAUGCGAUGUUAAUUUAAAAGUAAGUGAAGACCUUUUGGAAAUCAUUCCUAUGCAUGAUACAACCACUGGAGCUGAUAUUUUUGAUGCACUUAUGGAAGUUUUGAAGAAGUAUAAGUUACCAUUGGAAAAGUUGGUUUGUCUUGCAACUGAUGGUGCACCUACCAUGACCGGUAUUGAUAAAGAAGUUGUUGCAAGAUUAAAAGAAACAUGCAAACAGCAUGGUAAUAAUAAUUUUGAACAUUUUCAUUGUAUUAUUCACCAGCAAGUACUGUGCUCCAAAGUUUUAAAUAUUGGACAUGUUUUAAAAAUAGUCACCAAAAUUGUAAAUUAUAUACGCGCACGUGGACUUAAUCAUCGUCAAUUUGCUUUAUUUCUGGAAGAUAUAGAAUGUGAAUACACCGAUCUACCAUAUUAUACGGAAGUUCGAUGGCUUUCGAGUCAUAAAGUGUUAAAACGAUUCUUCAAAUUGCUGGACGAAAUCAUAAUUUUCUUGGAAACAAAAAAUUAUCAAUGUGCUGAAUUAAAAGAUGGACAAUGGAUAAAGGACCUGGCUUUCUCAGUUGAUAUUACAAGUCAUCUUAAUCAACUUAAUCUUAAGCUUCAAGGCAAAAAUCAUGUUGUUACAACGCUAUUUGAUAAUAUUAAUGCUUUCAAACAAAAAUUAUUACUUUGGCGAAAACAAAUAGAAAAAGAAAACUUGUCUCACUUCGAAAGCUGUCAAUAUCUAUUGCUUAAAUCACCUAAAUUAAAAUUUGCAGAAUAUACUCACCAAAUUAAAUUGUUAGAAACGGAAUUUGAUCGAAGAUUUUCUGAUUUUAAAAGCUGUGAAUUACAAUUUCGUCUUUUUACUUCACCUCUAUCUAUCGAUAUUGAAAUUGUUGAUGAAAACUUACAAAUGGAAUUAAUUGAAAUCCAAUGUGAUUCUUUGCUGAAGCAAAAAUGUAUGGAAGUUGGAAUUCCAGAUUUUUAUACAUAUUUAUCUGUAGAUCGGUUUCCUAAAAUGUUAUCGUUUGUUACGCGUAUACUGGCUAUGUUCGGAAGCACUUAUUUAUGCGAGCAACUAUUUUCUUUAAUGAAAAAUAACAAAAAUUCAGAAAGAUCAAGAUUAACCGAUCAACAUUUAUCAUCAAUUUUAAAAAUUGCAUCAGCUCAAUAUAUUCAACCAAAUUUUGAUGACUUGCUUUGUGAAAAACGAUGUCAAAUAUCUUCUAAAAAGUAAUAUUAAACUGUAAUUUUGUUUAUUUCUUAUUAUAACUUUUAUUUUCGUUUUUUAUAAAAAAAUAUAAAAUAUUUAUAGUUUAAGUUUAAAAAAUAACAAAAUAUAAAACGACUAUGUAUGUAUAAUAUACAAUACAUUAAGUUUGAGUUUAAUAAAACAUAAUACAUAAUAUAAUCAUUCUGAAAAUUGUAUUUUAUUAUUUUUUUUGAACAUUGAAAACAUGCGGCCCCCAAUUUAAUACAAAAUAGAUCAUGUGGCCCGUAAUAUCAUAUGAGUUUGACAUGCCUGAUGUAGACAAUAAGUACCCAUAUCGAUGAGUCAAAUUGGCGUAGCAGGUAGAGUACAAGGUUCGUCAUUCUAAGGUCCCGGGUUCAAACCUAGCAGCGGCAAGUAAGAAUAAAAUAAAA